Molecule: messenger RNA, 2079 nt
Organism: Cucumis melo (muskmelon)
Lineage: Eukaryota; Viridiplantae; Streptophyta; Magnoliopsida; Cucurbitales; Cucurbitaceae
Product: protein ALTERED PHOSPHATE STARVATION RESPONSE 1-like
Exons: 4
Coding region: 154-1890 (578 amino acids)
Source: RefSeq, a predicted model, not a curated record
UCCAUUUUGCCAAUCACCUCCCUUCUUUCUCUCUCUCUCUCUCUCUAAUAUCCAUAUUUAUUUGUUGUACCAUAAAAUCUCAAGCGUUGCUAUUUUCAUUCUUCUCGGUUCCUGCCUCAUCUGGGAUUUCUCCGGCGACGACGGCCACCUCCCAUGGGCUGUGCCUCGUCCAAGCUCGACAAUCUUCCGGCGGUGGCUCUUUGCCGUGACCGUUGCAAGUUUCUUGACCAAGCUCUUGUUUCUACCCAUUCACUCAUUGAUUCCCACUCUGCUUAUGCUGAUUCACUCGACAAAACCGCCUCCGCUCUCCGCCGUUUGUUUGAUCAAGACGGCGAAACCGGUGGAGGAGAUUUGAAAUGCGCUCCACCACCGCCUGCUGCCCCUAAAAAGGACAGAUCGGAUUCCGAUUCCGAUUCUGAAGAAGAAGAAGAAGAUGGGUGUUUUGAUCAAGAGAAACCGCUGUCUCCCCCGGUUGGAAGUUUUAUGUUUUCGAAUUACGAUUCGGCAAGAGGACAGCCGCCACCGCCGCCACCGACUGGCUCAUCGUGGGAUUUCUUCAAUUUCUUCGACUCGUACGAGAGAUACGAGCAACCCAUUUUCAAUUGGGACCGUGAAGGAGCAGAUCGGAAGUUACCAACAACGAAAGUUGUGGCGAAGAAGAAGAAGAAACCGGCGCUGGUUGUUGAUUCGAAGAAAAAUGAGGUAACGGAAAAAUCAAACCAACCGGAAAAGAAGAUUGAUGAUCCAAAGAUGAGUGUGUUGGAUUUGAUGAGAGAAAUCAAGGGGUCCUUUGAAAAAGCAUCUGAAUCGAGCAAUUCCAUUUCAAAAUUGCUUUCUUAUGGUCAAAGAAUGAGUUUUUGCAAAGAUACAAGAACAGGCUCACGAGGUUUAUUGUCUACUUUGAAGAAGCUGUCUGUUUGGGAGCAAAAACUGUACUUGGAAGUGAAGGCUGAGGAGAGAUUGCGUAUGCUCUUGGAGAAGAAAUGCCGGCAGCUGAAGAAUUUGAUGGAGAAGAAGGCUGAUGCUCGGAAAAUUGAUCCCCUUCGAAAUUCCAUCAGAAAUUUGUCGAUUAAAUUGAAAAUUUCAAUUCAAGUUGUUGAUAGGAUUUCGAUUACAAUAAGCAAAUUGAGAGAUGAAGAAUUUUUUGCAGAGAUGAAUGAAUUGAUUCGUGGAUUACAGAGCAUGUGGAAAUCCAUGUUAGAAACUCACAAGCAACAAACCCAAGCACUAACAGACCCAAAACCCUUCGAAUCAAUCCUCAACGGCGCCCUCGACGACACUCAUCUGGAAGCCGCCAUGGAUUUAAAACUCGAGCUCGAGAAUUGGAGAACAAAUUUCAUCGAAUUAAUAGCCACUCAAAAGGACUGCAUCAAAGCCCUGAACGGUUGGCUUCUCCGAUGCCUAUUAUACGAACCCGACCCCGAAGAGACCCCCAACGGCGGCUGCCCGCCGCCUUUUUCUCCGGAAAGAAUUGGAGCUCCUCCCGUGUUUGUAAUCGGGCACCUAUGGUCCGACACUGCCGAUACAUUCUCCGACAAGGACGUCUCUGAGGCCAUACAGGGGCUGGUCUUGAAAUUGGAUCAGGCGCUUGAACAGCAGAGUUUGGAUUUGCAGAGAUUGGCGUUGGCGAAUAAAGAUUUAGAGAAGAAAAUUAAGGUGAAGAAGACAACGACGAUGAAUCAUGAGGAGAAGACAGUAGCAGUGGCGGCGGGAACUGUGCAUAAAGUAGGGAAAUUUAGUGGGUGUGAAAUUCAAUUGGGACUGAGGCAGAUUUUUGUGGGGUUGACGAGGUUUUGUGGGGACUCCAUUAAAGCUUACGAGGAGCUCUGUUGUUCAGCCAUAACUGAAGAGAAACAAGAACAGAGUCAGAGCCAGUCAGGUCCGCCAUAACUGCUGCUAUUUCCUUUUCUUUUCUUUGUUUUCACAGAUUUUUUUUGGUAAUUCAUUCAAUUAAUUCUUUAUUAUUUGUAUUUGAUUAAUUAUGGUUUUAUGAUUAAUUGGUAUUGUUGAUUGGUUAUAAUUUUGGGUGAGUGGCGAAUGGAAUAAAUAUGAAUCCAAUUUUGGUUGUAGUUGAGGAAA